Messenger RNA from Boleophthalmus pectinirostris (great blue-spotted mudskipper), 6289 nucleotides. RefSeq names its product MAP7 domain-containing protein 2-like. The record is from RefSeq and is a predicted model, not a curated record. Bases 71 to 1819 code for a protein of 582 amino acids. The transcript is spliced from 15 exons. Gene Ontology annotation, cellular component: microtubule cytoskeleton. Lineage: Eukaryota; Metazoa; Chordata; Actinopteri; Gobiiformes; Gobiidae. Gene Ontology annotation, biological process: microtubule cytoskeleton organization.
CCUGAGCAUCUUAUCGUUGGAUUUCUGUGUUAUUUUUGAUAUUUUAGACACAUUUUUUGCACAUUUGAGGAUGACCAAAGUGUCUCCUGGCCACGCGGAGAUGACCGCAGCUUUGGCCCCUCCCUCUGCUCCUCUCCUCGUCUCCACUCAUCGCUCGCCUUCAAGAUCGCCCACCAAAACCGAUAAACUCAUAACAGAUUUGCCGGAUGUGUUGCGAGAUAAAGAGCGGAGAGUGAAGGAGCAGUUGGAACGCUGCGCCGAGCAGAGAGGCAGAAAAAUGGAGGAGCAGAAGAAGAGAGAGGAACGACGCAGAAACGCAGCUGAGGAGAGAAGAAGACUGCAACAGGAAGCAGAGAAGGAGCGUCUGGAGGCCAUGGUGAGGCGCCGCGGAGGCCGUGGGGGCAACAACAACCACCUCCAGAACGGGACCACGGGACAGUCGGGGCAAAACCAGGGCGGAGGCGGAGGGGAGGGCCAGCUGGACAACAGGCCGAAGCGCUGGACCUGGGGUGGACCUCCUGACGGCGUGGAGGUUGUUGACUUCCUGACUCCUUCAGAUCAGCCAAUGAACAAGCAGCUGUCCAACUCCUCAGCGGCUCUGCACUCGCCAGAAAGAGUUUCCUCAAACAAUCACAGGCUUCACCGGAGUUUGUCAAAUCGAAGGAGCAUCGCGGCGUUUCCAGAGGAGACGAAAGCUCGGACUCCCACGGGCGAUGGUCCGCCUCGCAGUUCAUCCUUCAGAGGAAACAGCAAAGGCCCAGCCACGCCCAAACGAGUGCGUUCAAACCGUAGCCGCCCUCAGUCGCCCUGCUCCCCGGGUCAGUACCCCCCCUCCCCUCGACGACACAAGGCCAGCACCCCCGGGACCCCCGACACAGAGGUCAAAGGUCACAUCAGCACUUUAGAGCGAAAAACCAAAACUGAGGGGGAGAAAAAGAUCCCCAAAUCCACCAGCAGAGAGCUCAAUGCAGAGUCUCCGAUGACCCCCACUGGCCGGAGCGUGGGAGGGACGACAGACGCAGAGGAGGCUUCCAGAGUUUUGGCCGAAAGACGACGUUUGGCCCGAAUCCAGAAAGAACAAGAGGAGAAGCAGCGGCUCGAGGAGGAGAGGCUGCGUGCAGAGGAGGAGCAGAGGAGGCGUCAGGAGCGACAGGAGCAACAGGAGCGACAGGCGCGUGAGGCCGAGGAGGAGCGAGUUAGACGUGAACAGGAGCGGAGAGAGAGAGAGGACCUGGAGAGGAGACAGAAGGAGCAGAGAUGGAAGGACAUGCAGCAACAGCUCGAUAAAGAGAGAGAGGAGGCGUUCCUUCGCGCUCAGAAAGAGGCCGAGCGAAAGAGACAGGAGCGAGAACAGCUGCACAUCCAGGAGGAGCAGGAGAGACAGCAGAGGAAGAAGAGAAUUGAAGAAAUAAUGAAGCGCACCAGAAAGAGUGAAGUGGAAGCUCCAUCUGUUGUCCAAGAGUCUGAGGUGAAGGUGGAGGCAGCGCCCCCUUCAGGACAGGAUGUGCCACUGGAGCCCUCUCAGAUUUCUCUGGGGCCUUUAGAAAAGAGCUGUGUGGAUGAGCUCUCAGACGGAGUGCAGUCUAUGGACGUCAGCUCUCCGUCUGUCUCCAUCAGCCCUGUGUCGCGCGAGGAGCAGCCCAGCGCACAAGACUACUCCCCGGUCACGGACGCAGACGCCAUGGGCUGGUCCGACUUCUCCAAACUCCAGCCCGCAAGCAGCGUCGGGGACCUCAACAAGAACUUGCUGCUCCAGGCCUGCAGCGCUGACGCUCCCCCCAUGAUCCCGCCCGUGGGACCCAAACUGGACGUCCAAUAAAGAGGGUUUCAAUCAACUUCACUUCAAUCAACGUUUGCACCAAAACAGCGGCUGAUUCUGUCCUUCAUGAUCAAACCACUCGACUAACAUUUACAGUACUGAGUUUCAAUGGGGUUUGAGGCGAUGCAGACAAUCUCUACAGGCUGAAAGCUGUAACUUGGCUAAACCUUAAUUAAAAUGUAAGAACUGUAAGGAAUAGUAAUAACAACAAAUGAACAAACUGCAUGUUAGGCUUCACCAAAUUACAAAUACGAGUUGUGAAUGACAUAAAAUUUAAUUGACGGUUUCUAUUUAACAUUAAGUUAGUUUCAGUUUUAAACAUUCCCCUUAACAUUUGUAAAAAAAAAAAAAAAAAUUGAAUAAACACAUGAACUGCUGAAUGAAUACAAGAAUCCCAUGCAUUUCAGAACAUACUGUAUUUUUGGAGGAAUAAACUACAAGGUUAGCAAUAGGGAUGCAACAAUAACCGAAAUAUUGUGAUAUCGUAUCAUCAGGAGUCUCACAAUAAUAUCGAAUAGCUGUCACAAUAUAUCGAAUUAUUAUAAGUUCCUUUGCUUAAAUGCAUGUUUCUUUAGUGGGAACAGCUUAUAAACAUCGGGAACUACAUAUCCCAUGAUUCAUUUCAGCGCAGACAACGGGAAGAAAUACGUUUUUUGCUUGAAUUCUUGGGAAUCAUUUGCACCAAAAUCUUGUUAAGGUAUUUUAAAAGCAAAAAAGUGUCAUAUCUACAAUUAAAAAAUAUUUGUCACUCCAGAAUAUCGCAAUAAAUAUCGUACCGUGAGAUUUGGAUAUGGUUACAUCCCUAGUUAGCAGACAAACUCCACGAAAACGGGAUAUUUUGUGUCUUUGCCAACUGUGACAAUUUAAAGUUUGUGAUCAUUUUUGCUGAUUAAUGCUUUAUCAAUGAAUCCUGUAGAGAUUCCUGAGUUUUCUGCAUUGUAGGGUUGUCAAAAGUAUCGAAAAACACUACUAAAACUUGACUACGUGGUAAUAUAAAAAGAAAGUACUACGAAUUAGUGUUGAAACAUCACGACUGCAUUGUCUCAGACCCCAAAUUCACUCUUCUAUGGCUUAACUCUGCUUUGUAAAACAUGUAAAUAGCUGCUAAUGGGGGAUUCAGAGGACAUAGUAUCUUCAGUAUGGACUGUAGCUGUAUUUGUCAGUGGGAUUUUCCUUUUUGUUCACGGUGUAUAGACUUGACUCUUGCCCAUGACUCAGAAUAUAAUUUAGAGCUUAUUAUGAUUCUAAUGAAAACGGGCAAAACAUGAGGAAAAUCUAUGUAAAGGUUUUAACUAGAGAAGUGAGUUGUUGUGUGUUUGUGAAUCUGCACUGACGGAGAGCAAAAAAUAAGAAAUACAUGAUAUAACAUGGCUUGAAUUCAUAAUAUUUAUCUUGUUUUGAAUUGUUUGUGCAAAUUUAGAUCUGUUUAGUAAUUACUUUAAAACUUUAUUGGUCGUAUUUUGCGUGUUUCAAGAUAAUUCCUUCAAUUGAGUAAGAAUAUUUGUUAAUGUCCAAAAAAAUUAAAAUAAAAUUAUUGACAGAUUUUUGCUUGAAAAACAAAAAAACAAAGAUUAGUGUAUCUAUAAACUUAAAGGUACACUGCGUAACUUUCCUGGUGGGGGUUCUCUCCAUGUAGAUGUUAUUGCUUUGCCUGAAAUGUUCCCCAAUAUGGCUUUAAACUCAUCUGUCCUUAUUGAAUCAAGGCCAAGUUGCAGGUUUGUGGAGAAAAUGCUGUGUUAGAUAAGUUUAAUGCCAUAUUGGGGAACAUUAAAAAGCAAUAACAUCUCCAUGGAGACAAGCAGGUGGCAGACACCGCAUCAGAAAAGUUACACAGUCCUCCUUUAGUUUGGAUAACGCUUUACAACAAAAAACUUUCCAAUUUGCUUUCCAUAGUUGCAAUUAGAAAACCUGGACUCAAAUCAAAAUGACAAAACAAUUAAACAGUGCUGUUAUCAGGGUUCCCACGCUCAUGGAAAUCCUGGAAAAGUCAUGGAAAUUGAAAAUGUCUUUUUCCAGGCCUAGAAAAAUGAACGUUUUGUAAAAGUAAUGAAAUUUUAGUAUCUCUUUCAAGCAACUACACUGUUCUUUUAAGUUAUCAUUGGACUAUUAUGAUUAUUUCUGAACGUCUGCGCCUUUUGUUUAAAAGAGAUGACAAUAAAUGCACUGACGAUAUUUUGAAUGUUAAAAAACUAUAAUCCCAAACCAUAAGGCGACUGGAAAGAGUUAACAUUUUUAUAUUUAGCUCUAAUAGUAUGAUUCUACACAUGUAGGUGCCGUAAAGUCAUGGAAAAUUCACUUUGGUCAUGAAAAAUACAUGGAAAAGUUUUGUAAUUUUGUCAGUGAAAAAUAGUGGGAACCCUAUAUUAUGUACUAACAAACUCUAAUAGAACAUUUUAAACCCCGAACUACUAAAAAUAAGGCAGAUAUUGUGAAUUUAAGUAAUUUAAAAUCAUGUAUAUGUAUUUUUUUGCACUGCAGACUCCACUUAUGCUGCGGUCCAUAGCGGUAACAGUAGUAAUCUUGUUGUUUCACUGCUCCAUGUAUAUUAGCCACGUUCGCUUAACAACAUCGACUUUACCUCACCACACACAUGGAUCUAUAAUGAGAAUAAGAGGAAUUGAUUAUAUUUCCAUGACCACGAGGCAGUCCAGUGUCACCUACGGCCUUAACGAAGACCUCCGAAACACCAAGAAAUCCACUGUGUAGGUACAGCAUUUGAACACUAGUACAAUGUCCACUAUAGUUACAAUUUCAAUAAAACAUGCUCUCGUUUAUUUAAAGUUGCACUGUGUAACUUUUCUGAUAGGAGGCCUGCCACAAGAUUGUUUCCACGGAGAUGUUUUUGCAAAGCUUGAAAGGUUCCACAGUAUGGCGUUAAACUUGUCUAUGUUGUUUAUUCAAUUACAGUCUGUUUUCCUGCUCAAAAAUACAAGCGUCCCUGUAGUAAAUGAGCUCACUUCUCCACAGAUCUGACCUGUAACUUGGCCCGGAGGCAUUGCAGACUUGUCUCCAGGGGUGUAGUGGGCGUGGUACGCGGGGGUUCGCCGUCCCCUGACGUGAGAUAUAAAAAAAUAACAAAUGUAAAACAGCUACAACUAAAAUGCCAAACCGGAGCUACUGGCAACGGUAAAAACAAACUGCAUAGACUCAUGAUAUCUGCAGUACUGUCCUAUAGUGACCUGAACCAGGACUGAACCAGGAGGACUAAACUAGGACUGAACCGGGACUAAAUUAGGACUAAACCAGGACUAAACCAGGUCUAAACCAAAACUGAACCAUGACUGAGAGUCGAGAUGGGCCCGGAGGUGUGCCUGUGUAAACCGUUGAGUGAUUGGGUUUAGCCCUGGUUCGGACCUGGUUUAGUCCCUGUUUAGUCCUGGUUUAGACCUGGUUUAGUCCUGGUGUAGUCCUGGUUUAGAACUGGUUUAGUCCUGGUUCAGUCUUAGUUCAGUUCUGGUUUAGUCUUGGUUUAGUCCUGGUUUAGACCUGGUUUAGACCUGGUUUAGUCCUGCUUUAGUCAUGGUUUAGACCUGGUUUAGAUCUGUUUUAGUCCUGGUUCAGUUCAUCACAUCAAUGAAAAAAAUCUUUAAAAAUCCCCACUACACCACUGCUUGUCUCCGAUGAAAUAGACAAGUUUAAUGCCAUACUGUGGGAUAUUUUAGACAAAGCAGUAACAUCUCCACGAAGACAAACGGCAGCGGACCCUCCACUAGAAAGUUACUUAUGACACCUUUUAUUUAUUUAUUUAUUUAUUUAUACUUUGUGCAAAAAUAAUGCUGUUUUAUUAUGUAAUAUGCAACAGGAGAGAUCGGCGUUUAAUCGAGGGGAUAGUUUUGUCAAAUUUGUGUUGACAAUUCAUCAACUCACAGAUGGUGAUAGCCAAAAUUAGGCUAUUUUAAAUGUAAAUCUUUUUUUUUUAAACAUUUUAUUAUUUAUUACACAAAUAAUCUGUGUACGUUUUUCUUUCAAAUGAAACGGGGAAGACGGUGAAUAUUGACUAAUUACUUGAACUUUAUGUAAACCAAUGCCAUCAACUGAAAACCAUUUUGUUAUGAUGAAAAGCACGGACAAGCAGCCGACAUCUGAACCGAGUUUGAAGAGCAAUAGUAGUUUAAAAUGCUGCAGCUACAACUCAUGUGUCAUCUAUCGUCAUUUAUAAAGAGUCCCGAGUAGCCAGUAAUACAAUGUAAAGGAUGUAAUGUUUAUCCUAAUAUAAUUAUUCUGUGACGCUGCAGCUUGGUGGAAUAUAUCAUUGUAGAUGUGGUGCAUGGAAACUGCUGAUAUCAACCAAUAAACUUCAUCAAGUCAUCUGUGUCACUGGUGUCCGUUUUCUGUUACGGAAUCCGUGUGACAGCCCAGUUUGUUUUUAUUUUUUAUACUAAAUAAUUAUCAUCUCACUGGAAAUUGUAUUUUUCUUUUGUCUAUUUCUAUUUUUUUUUUUUUUUACACUACUGUUUUUUAUGUACUAUA